CAGAGAGACAGAGAGAGACAGAGAGAGAGAGAGAGAGAGAGAGAGACAGAGAGGUUGUCCGGCUGGUUGUCCGGCUGGUUGUCCCAUGCGGGGAGAGGAUGGGGACAGAGGAAAGAGUUUCUCCGCUGAAGAACUUUGUGUCUGGAGGAGUCGCCGGAGCCUGUCUGCUGCUGGCAGGACACCCGCUGGACACCAUCAAGGUGAGACUGCAGACUCAGCCCAAAGCCUCCUGCUCUCAGCUGGUGCUCUACACAGGAACGUACGACUGCUUCCGGAAAACCCUUUCUAAAGAGGGUGUCCUCGGUCUCUAUAAAGGAAUGGGUGCUCCCCUGGCGGGCGUGGCUCCGAUGAUGGCCAUCAGUUUCUUUGGGUUCGGUCUGGGAAAACAGCUGCAGGCAGAAGAUGACAAACCUCUAACGAAUUCUCAGAUCUUCCUCUCCGGCUGUCUGGCCGGCGUCUUCACCACUGUCAUCGUCGCUCCGGGAGAGAGGAUCAAAUGUUUACUGCAGGUGCAGGCCAGCGGCGGGCGGUCAAAGUAUUCGGGUCCGAUCGACUGUGCAGUCCGUCUUUAUAAGGAGCAGGGACUCCGCUCCGUCUACAAGGGAACCGUGCUAACUCUAAUCAGAGACGUUCCUUCUAACGGUCUCUACUUCCUGACGUAUGAAUACCUCAAAAACUUCCUGACUCCUGAGGGUCAGAGCGUCUCUCAGCUCAGCACUCCCAGAAUCCUCCUGGCUGGAGGCGUCGCAGGGAUAUUAAACUGGACCAUCGCUCUGCCUCCAGACGUCCUAAAAUCUAACUUCCAGACAGCUGGAGAUAUGAAGUAUGGAGGUCUGCUGGAUGUUUUGAGGACUCUGCUCCGAGAGGAAGGACCUCAAGCGCUCUUCAAAGGAUUCAACGCCGUCUUUCUACGAGCCUUUCCUGCAAACGCCGCCUGUUUCCUGGGCUUCGAGGUGGCGUUGAAGGGGCUCAACAUGCUGGCGCCCGGCUGGUGAAACUAAACUGAAACUCAAAGACUCAAUGAAAUGUUUUCUGACAUUUUACUUUUAAUUUGACAAAUUAAGUUUUUAGAUUUUUCUCUCCUUCUGAGAGACGUGAACGCACAAACUUUUGAAUAUAUGAAUCUGAGAUCUGAGCCUUUCUCACUUUUUAAGAGUUUUCAAGUCUUCUAAU
Sander lucioperca (pikeperch) is the source of this 1173-nucleotide messenger RNA. Its product is annotated as mitochondrial carnitine/acylcarnitine carrier protein. Gene Ontology annotation, molecular function: O-acyl-L-carnitine transmembrane transporter activity. Gene Ontology annotation, biological process: mitochondrial transport; carnitine transmembrane transport. The transcript is spliced from 10 exons. The coding region runs from base 99 to 995 and encodes 298 amino acids. Gene Ontology annotation, cellular component: mitochondrial envelope. Lineage: Eukaryota; Metazoa; Chordata; Actinopteri; Perciformes; Percidae. The record is from RefSeq and is a predicted model, not a curated record.